Molecule: messenger RNA, 1344 nt
Organism: Punica granatum (pomegranate)
Lineage: Eukaryota; Viridiplantae; Streptophyta; Magnoliopsida; Myrtales; Lythraceae
Source: RefSeq, a predicted model, not a curated record
AUGGUUUACCCGUUCACUAUCCCCCUGCCGCUUCUACCGGCUCCUACAGCCGUCCCUCUUCCACCAACGGCAUUCCUAACUCCGGACCAGGCCAUGUCUGCGUCGCCACCUGUUCCCAUGCCGGUCCCGACCCCAAUCUAUACUGCUCCUCCGCUGAUGAUAUUCUCGGCGUCGACAACCUUUGCUCCUGCUCACAUCACCGAAUCCUUCCCUUUCCCAACCCCACAACCGAAUAUUAACCUCCGCUACCAAGCUUCACCGCCCCUGAACAUCCCAUUCCUCAAACCGGGUAUGCUAAUCCAGACAGCCCUCACAACUCCACUCGCCAAUUUCCUUCCCGAAGAAGAAACCGAGCAGGAGCGUAGGUUGAAGAGAAUGGAAGAAACGAUACGAGCCCUGCAAGGGAAUGAGACUCGCCCCAACGCUAGCUACGACGAUUGUGGUCUCUUCCUAGGCAUGCGACUACCGUUAAAGGUCAAGAUUCCGGAGUUCAAGACUUACGAAGGCACAACCGACCCGCGGCACCACCUCCGUCAUUACCGGGGGAAGAUGCUGCAAUAUUGGGAUUACGAGGAGUUCGUCAUCCACUCGUUCCAAGACAGCCUGACAGGAUCGGCCCUCGAUUGGUUCAUGUCGCUAAAGGCCGAGGACAUCCCCGCGUGGGCGAACCUUUCCCGAAAGUUCAUUGAUCAAUACCAAUACUGUGCGGAAGCGCCUUCGAUCCUUAUAGAGUUGAGCAUGAGAGAAAUGGCCCAAGGCCAAAAGUUCGAAAACUACGCAGCCAAAUGGCGUGCCCAGGCGGCAAAACACAUCCCUCCGAUCAGCGAGGUACAACAGAUUCAAUUAUUCCACUACACCCUGCGAGGGGUGUACUACUCACAUCUAUUGGCCAGCACUUCCUCAUUUUUCGACUUCAUCGAGGCCGGGAAGAAGCUUGACAUGGGUAUCAAGCUCAGCAUGAUGGAAGGCCCCGUCGGCAAGGGGGAAGGAGAACCUUCUAGAAGAGCAACCGCCGGAGCACCCUACACGGAAGGCAGGAAAGGCAAGGAAAUGGCGGUCAAUGUCAUCAACCCGGGACACCCAGGGGCCCAGCCGUAUUCAGUGAAUUUCACGCCCCCGCCACCAAGUGCACCUGGAUAUGUGCCUCCUACGGGACACUACCAACCGCACUACCCCGCUCAGCCGAUCUACUACUCGGCCCCACCAGUCCCACUUCUCCUUGCGGCCUCGCAACCCAUCUUCCAUUAUUACACCCUCGCUCCACCUCAAACCUCGCAGUAUAGACCUUCGGCUUUGAGAGCUCCUCAGCUGACACAACAGGUCACACCCCCACAGGGUCAAUAA